Molecule: messenger RNA, 1778 nt
Organism: Eutrema salsugineum
Lineage: Eukaryota; Viridiplantae; Streptophyta; Magnoliopsida; Brassicales; Brassicaceae
Product: flavonoid 3'-monooxygenase
Exons: 2
Coding region: 73-1629 (518 amino acids)
Molecular function (GO): monooxygenase activity; oxidoreductase activity, acting on paired donors, with incorporation or reduction of molecular oxygen; iron ion binding
Source: RefSeq, a predicted model, not a curated record
UGAUUCCCUACGUACAAACAGUAUAGCAAAGCUUUAUCAAUCUCAAAAUUCCUCUACAAACAGCUGUCAAAAAUGUCACCGAUUCCAAAUCUCUUUGCCGACAACAGAAUCAAUCUCACUCCUUACGCAAUUCUCAUCCUCACCGCUAUCUUCUCGGUUUUCUGGUGGUACCUUUUCAAACGCCAACCGCAACCGCCUCUGCCGCCUGGACCGCGAGGGCUACCAAUCGUCGGAAACCUCCCGUUUCUUGACCCUGACCUUCACAACUAUUUCACAAACAUCGCUCAGAAAUACGGUCCAAUCUUCAAACUCAAUCUCGGCUCAAAGCUAACCGUCGUGGUCAACUCUCCAUCGCUGGCUCGAGAGAUCUUGAAAGACCAAGACAUCAACUUCUCAAACCGAGAUGUCCCUCUCACGGGCCGAGCCGCUACUUAUGGUGGUAUUGACAUCGUCUGGUUACCAUAUGGUGCCGAAUGGAGAAUGCUUAGAAAAGUUUGCGUUCUCAAGCUUCUUAGCCGCAAAACUUUGGAUUCUUUCUACGAGCUUCGACGCAAAGAAAUCAGGGAAAGAACGAGGUAUUUGUACCAGCAAGGUCAGCUAGAAUCACCGGUGAAUGUCGGAGAUCAGUUGUUCUUGACGAUGAUGAAUCUAACGAUGAAUAUGUUAUGGGGAGGUUCGGUGAAAGCAGAGGAGAUGGAGAGUGUUGGAACAGAGUUUAAAGGAGUGAUUUCUGAGAUAACUAGGCUUUUGGGUGAGCCUAAUGUUUCGGAUUUUUUCCCGUGGAUAGCAAGAUUCGAUCUUCAAGGGCUUGUGAAGAAGAUGCGUGUGUGUGCUCAUGAGCUCGAUGCUAUAUUCGAUCGAGCCAUUGAGCACAUGCAAAGGCUAAAAAGUAGGGAUGAUGAUGGUGAAUGCAAAGACUUUUUGCAACAUAUGAUGAAGUUAAAGGACCAAGAAGUUGACUCAGAGGUUCCCAUUACGGUUAACCAUGUCAAAGCCGUACUCAUGGAUAUGGUGGUCGGUGGUACAGAUACAUCAACGAAUACGAUAGAGUUUGCGAUGGCCGAGCUUAUAAGCAAACCGGAGUUGAUAAAGAGAGCACAGCAAGAGCUAGACGAAGUUGUCGGAAAAGACAAUAUUGUUGAAGAAUCACACAUCACUAGACUUCCUUACAUAUUAGCCAUUAUGAAAGAAACACUUAGGCUUUAUCCAACCAUUCCUUUGUUAGUCCCUCACCGUCCGGCUGAAACCGCGGUAGUGGGCGGCUACACCAUUCCUAAAGACACUAAGAUCUUUAUCAAUGUUUGGUCUAUUCACAGAGAUCCAAAUGUGUGGGAGAAUCCAACUGAGUUUCGUCCUGAGAGGUUUCUUGAUAAUAAAUCUUGUGAUUUCACCGGAACCGAUUAUAGCUUUCUUCCUUUCGGAUCUGGCCGGCGAAUUUGCGCAGGUGUAGCACUCGCCGAGAGGAUGGUCUUGUACACUCUAGCUACGCUAUUGCAUUCGUUUGAUUGGAAGAUUCCAGAAGGACAUGUGUUGGAUUUGGAAGACAAGUUUGGGAUUGUCUUGAAGCUCAAGACCCCUCUUGUUGCCUUGCCCGUUCCGAGAUUGUCCGAUUCAAAUCUUUACCUAUAGAAGCUAAGAUUGUAAUCUUUAGAAAUUCUUGUAUCAUACAAAAACAACAAAUUACUACCGGGUUUUUCGAGGUAAAGUACAAUGUAUUUAUAACGUUUUUUAAGCGUCAUAUGUGAUUCUAUUAUACAAAACCAAAUAAUUAUUACGGU